AUGAACGUCGGAACGAUCGGGCACGUUGACCACGGGAAGACGACAAAGUACGGCGACAAGAUGAUGACCUACGACCAGAUCGACAACGCGCCGGAAGAGAAGGCACGUGGUAUCACGAUCAACACCAGGCACGUCGAGUAUCAGAGCGAGGGCCGGCACUACGCACACGUCGACUGCCCCGGGCACGCCGACUACAUCAAGAACAUGAUCACGGAACGGGAGGUGGACCGGGAAUUCCUGAUGCCGAUCGAGGAUGUCUUCUCGAUCGUCGGACGCGGGACGGUCGUGACGGGCCGCGUGGAGAGCGGUCGCAGGACGGUGGUAACCGGCGUCGAAAUGUUCAACAAGCUGCUCGACGAAGGACAGGCCGGGGACAACAUCGGCGCACUGCUGCGCGGUGUGGUGCUGGCCAAGCCCGGUUCCAUCACGCCGCACAAGAAGGUGAAGGCGCAGGUCUAUGCCCUCACUCGGGAAGAGGGAGGGCGCCAUUCGCCGUUCUUCCCCGGAUACCGGCCGCAGUUCUACUUCCGAACCACCGACAUCACCGGCAGCGUGACCCUCCCGGAAGGGAAGGAAUGGUCAUGCCCGGCGACAGCACCGAGCUCAACAUCGAGCUGA
Molecule: messenger RNA, 618 nt
Organism: Geodia barretti
Lineage: Eukaryota; Metazoa; Porifera; Demospongiae; Tetractinellida; Geodiidae
Source: the annotation of a GenBank genome assembly